This is a messenger RNA of Hyla sarda, 2796 nucleotides long. It is a transcript of the gene SGK1, whose product is annotated as serum/glucocorticoid regulated kinase 1. Lineage: Eukaryota; Metazoa; Chordata; Amphibia; Anura; Hylidae. The coding region runs from base 260 to 1921 and encodes 553 amino acids. The record is from RefSeq and is a predicted model, not a curated record. The transcript is spliced from 13 exons. Gene Ontology annotation, molecular function: protein serine/threonine kinase activity; ATP binding. Gene Ontology annotation, biological process: protein phosphorylation.
GUAGGAGCCAGGAUGGCUCAAUUUUUCAUCAUUCUGCCCAUGGGUUGUACAGCAAGUUGCUGUGAUACGGUGUUUAGCAUGUCUGUGCAUUUAAUGAAUGAUUAAAAGUCUUGCUUGUUCACUGCAGGCUGCAAAAGGCUGCUGCAGUAACUGGUGCAGAAUGAGUGGAUCAGGAUAAGGAUUGAGGAACUCGUGGCUAAGCAAGUCUGUAAUUCACUGAUCUACCUUCUCUGUGAAUAUAUAUUGUACAUCAUAUUGGAUGCACAGAAAGACGGAUGCAGUGACUAAGCAAGUGUCUGUCUCUGGAUCUUAUACGGGGUGCUUCCCAUUGACGAAAAUGGUCAACAAAGACAUGAAUGGAUUCCCAGUCAAGAAGUGUUCUGCCUUUCAGUUCUUUAAAAAAAGGGUAAGACGAUGGAUAAAGAAGCCGUCAUCCAGCAAAGACAAACACCAGAAUAAGCACUUGAAAUACACACCUGGAUCAACUGUGAUGCAUAUUACACCUACACCAGAGGAUUCUGAGUUUUCACCAUGUCAAAGUUACUUAGACAGCCAUUCAUUUGACAGCUAUACAACUCCUCAUGAAUCACAGAUGCACCACUGGGAAAGCCAAAGAAGCUGCAACAAUGUGAUGAAACCAUGCAAAAAGGAUGAUUUGAACCCAGUCGACCAGAAGACAUUUUGGAGUUGUAAUGAUUCAGCUUUUAUGAAACAGAGAAGAAUGGGAUUGAAUGACUUUAUACAGAAGAUCUCCACCAACUCCUAUGCCUGCAAGCAUCCUGAGGUUCAAUCAAUCUUGAAUAUUUCACAACCCCAGGAGCCAGAAUUACUGAAUGGCAAUUCCUCCCCUCCGCCCAGUCCAUCUCAACAAAUCAAUCUUGGACCUUCAUCCAACCCCCAUGCCAAGCCAUCGGACUUCCAGUUCCUGAAGAUCAUUGGGAAGGGUAGCUUCGGUAAAGUGCUUUUGGCAAGACACAAAGCUGAUGAGAAAUUCUACGCAGUUAAAGUCCUGCAGAAAAAAGCAAUCCUGAAGAAAAAAGAGGAGAAACAUAUAAUGUCCGAGCGUAAUGUUCUGUUGAAAAAUGUGAAACACCCGUUCCUGGUUGGACUCCACUUCUCCUUCCAGACAGCCAGCAGAUUAUACUUCAUCCUAGACUACAUCAAUGGUGGAGAGCUGUUCUACCAUCUCCAGAGGGAACGCUGCUUCCUCGAACCCCGAGCUCGGUUUUAUGCAGCAGAGAUAGCCAGCGCACUGGGAUACUUGCAUUCUCUGAACAUUGUCUACAGAGACCUGAAGCCCGAGAAUAUAUUAUUGGAUUCACAGGGUCACAUUGUACUUACUGAUUUUGGACUUUGCAAGGAGAACAUAGAGCCCAAUGGCACAACUUCUACUUUCUGUGGCACUCCAGAGUACCUUGCACCAGAAGUUCUACACAAACAGCCUUAUGACAGGACGGUUGACUGGUGGUGCCUAGGAGCUGUUCUCUAUGAGAUGUUGUAUGGCUUGCCGCCAUUCUAUAGCAGGAACACAGCAGAGAUGUAUGACAAUAUCUUGAAUAAGCCUCUGCAGCUGAAACCAAACAUAACCAAUUCAGCCAGGAACCUUCUGGAGGGCCUUUUGCAGAAGGAUAGGACUAAGAGACUGGGUGCCAAGAAUGACUUUAUGGAGAUUAAGAACCACAUCUUUUUCUCUCCAAUUAACUGGGAUGAUCUCAUCAAUAAGAAGAUUACUCCUCCUUUUAACCCAAAUGUGAGUGGCCCCAGUGAUUUGCAACACUUUGAUCCUGAAUUCACAGAAGAACCAGUUCCAAAUUCCAUCGGCCAGUCACCAGACAGCAUCCUUAUAACAGCAAGCAUUAAAGAGGCAGCAGAUGCUUUUAUGGGCUUCUCCUAUGCCCCACCUAUGGAAUCUUUCCUUUGAGGGACAUUCUCAUCUUCUGGUCAUCUUGAGUCACUAAGAUUAAUUUUUUUCCUGACAAGUGAAAAAAGUAAAUGACGCAUCCUUCAUGACAGCAUCACAGCCUUAAUUUCAACACCACCAGUUUUUCUGGAAGAACGCACAGUGGAGCUGAGUCAAAGGAGGAACAAGUGACUUUAAUAAGGGCAUGGCUCUUAGGAGGAGACAGUGCCUCAAGAGCAGGCGCGCAGGCCCCGGACUUUGUGAACACAGACGAAGAAACACAAAGAGAUGGAGCUGUUUUAGUUGUUUUUAGUUUUUAUUUUGCAACGUGCCUUUCUCAAUUCAGAGAUCCCAUGUAGCUUGAGAAUUGUCCACAUGAGCUGGAAGUUCUUAGGUGGUGACUCUGAUUUUACAAGUGAACAAUGGUAUGAGUGUGAUGCUUAUCACAGUAUGACUGUGGUUUUUCACACGUUAAUGUGACACUAAUUCUGGGGCAUUAUACUUUUUCUUCCAUAUGUGGAAGCUAAAUUUACUGUAAAUCUUGUUUUGUUUAGAUAGUACUAAUGAAGUGUAUUGCCAUGGGCUUGCGAUGAUCCUUGUUUGAAAUGCUUGAAGUAAAGCAUUUGCUGCUAUUCAGAUUUCUAUUUUUAGAAAUGGUUUUAUGGACCAAAAUGCCCCACAUUUAGUUUGUUCAUAGCUGUAAAAUGUGGUUUUAAUAUACAUUAUUUAUGUUUAUUUUUGACAUUCCGGACAUUCAUCUUUGUGCAUAUUGUAUAUAAUCAAGAGCUGUAUAUUUAAACUGACAGAUACAUAAUGCCAAUGUACUGUAAUUAAUAAGAGAAAUGUACCUUUUUGUGACCAAACCCAAGGGUUUGCAAUAAAACUUUGAAAACAAA